Messenger RNA from Tupaia belangeri chinensis (Chinese tree shrew), 978 nucleotides. RefSeq names its product chromosome unknown C13orf42 homolog (gene CUNH13orf42). The coding region runs from base 1 to 978 and encodes 325 amino acids. NCBI's taxonomy places the organism in Eukaryota, Metazoa, Chordata, Mammalia, Scandentia, Tupaiidae. The transcript is spliced from 4 exons. The record is from RefSeq and is a predicted model, not a curated record.
AUGUUCAGAAAGAUCCACUCCAUGUUCAACCCCAGUCGGCAGAGGAAGGCAGCGGUGGCGGAGAGCCCCUACUACGACGGAGGCAGCCCCACGGUGCGGCUGAUCCGCAGCAGCUCCAUGUACGUGGUCGGGGACCACGGGGAGAAGUUCAGCGAGUCCUUAAAGAAGUAUAAAAGCACCAGCAGCAUGGACACCAGUCUGUGCUACCUGCAGCAGGAGGAGGACCGGGCGUGGAUGUACUCGCGCACCCAGGACUGCUUGCAGUACCUGCAGGAGCUGCUGGCCUUGCGCAAAAAAUAUCUCAGCAGCUUUAGCAAUCUCAAGUCUCACCGUGAAGUUUCCUCAACCUCCUCUAAAUCCUCCAAAGCAGAGAAGAAGGCCCUGGCCCAGUCCAGUCCCAAAGACAUAAAGCACAAAGCAGCCCCAAAGAAAUACGCACAGUUCAGUGCUGAUGUGGCCGAGGCCAUGGCCUUCUUUGAUUCCAUCAUUGCAGAGCUGGACACAGAGAGACGACCUCGGGUCGCUGACUCUGACCCACCAAAUGAAGAUGUGGACUUUCAUGUGGCCACCAGCUCCCGGGAGCACAGCUUGCACUCCAACUGGAUCCUGCGGGCACCACGCAGACACUCUGAGGACAUCGCCGGGCAUGCCACGCGCACUGCAGAUGGCCAGUGUCGAAGGAGCACUGAACACAGGACUGUCAGCACUCAAAGGAGACUUGAGAGGCACCCCAUUUACUUACCCAAAGCUGUGGAAGGGGCAUUCAACACCUUGAAAUUUAAGCCCAAAUCCUGUAAAAAAGACCUGGGGAGCUCCAGACAGAUCCUCUUCAACUUCUCAGGAGAAGACAUGGAAUGGGACACAGAACUCUUUGCACUGGAGGCCUUGGCAUCUCCGGAAGAGGACUACUAUGAGACAGAGAACCCCAAAGGACAGUGGUUGCUUCGAGAAAGACUCUGGGAGCGGACAGUGCCCUGA